Messenger RNA from Anthostomella pinea, 1311 nucleotides. The record is from the annotation of a GenBank genome assembly. Lineage: Eukaryota; Fungi; Ascomycota; Sordariomycetes; Xylariales; Xylariaceae.
AUGCCCCACUCCCUACCCUCCUCACCCAAGUCGACGCCUAAAAAUGGUGGAAAUGGUAUCACCAAGUUCACCAACUGCCGUAUUCUGAAAGACAACUCGCUCGUCGAGGAAGACCUCUGGGUCAACUCCAUCACCGGGAAGAUCAUCCGGAGCCAGGCUGCCUUCUACGAUGACUUCGUCCUCCCGAACCAAGUCAUCAACCUUGGCGGCCGCAUAUUAUCACCAGGUUUCAUCGAGUGUCAGCUGAAUGGCGCCUUCGGGUUCAACUUUUCGACGUUGCUCGAGCCCGCCGUCUAUGCCAAGAAGGUCAGAGAGGUGAACCGGCAGCUGGUGCGGACUGGCGUUACCUCGUACCUGCCGACCAUCACCAGCCAGCGCAGCGACAUCUACAAGCGGGCACUGCCGCAUCUCGGACCCUCCGGAUACCGGCAAGUCGCCGAAGAUGGGGCAGAGUCCGUCGGCGCACACGUGGAGGGUCCUUUCUUGAGCCCAACCAAGAACGGUGUUCACAACGUGGACGUGCUGCGGGAAGCCGACACUUUCGAGGACCUGGAAGAUUGCUAUGGACCCACAAACAUCAGCUCAGAGGACAGCUACGAGCCAUCACCGAUCAAGAUGGUCACCGCGGCGCCCGAGCUGGGGCGCAUGACGGAGCUGAUCCCAGAGGUCACGGCGCGCGGCAUCAUCUUCUCGGUCGGACACUCGGAGGCGACGUACGAGGAGGCGUCCAAGGCAGUAGCCGCCGGCGCGACCAUGAUCACACACCUCUUCAACGCCAUGCGGCCGUUGCACCACCGCAACCCGGGCAUCUUCGGCGUCCUGGGCAUGGCCGAGAGCCUGCCGCGCCCCUACUUCGGCAUCAUCGCCGACGGCGAGCACCUGCACCCCACGACCAUCAAGAUUGCGUUCAACGCGCACCCAGAUGGCUUCAUCCUGGUAACUGACGCCAUGCACAUGGUCGGCUUGCCGGACGGCGCUUAUCAGUGGACGAAUGGCGAUUGUACGAAUCAUAUUGUGAAGAAGGGGCCCAAGUUGAUACUGGAGGGUUCCGAUCGUAUUGCUGGAAGCUCCAUAACACUCAUCGAAUGCGUGACCAACUUCCUCCGCUGGUCCGGCGCCACCAUUCCGCAGGCGCUGCGGGCCGUAACAUCGACACCGGCCGCGAUGCUGGGUAUGCAGGGCGUCAAGGGGUGUUUGGAUGACGGCGCGGAUGCGGAUCUAGUAGUAUUAUCCGAGGGUUUGGGCCAGGACGAGGCUGAGCUCGUGAUUGAUGAGGUUUGGAAGUUUGGGACAAAGGUCUUCAGUCGAUAG